UUUAACCAACGGGACCUUUCUCCUCUUCUUCUUCUCGGUUUCCUGUUGGACGCAAGACCAACAGAGAGGGAGAGACAAAGGUUUCCAGCCAGAUAAGCCUCCUCAUAUAUCCAGGACAGCGCAGCUCUGUCCAGACGCAUCUUCAAGUCGAAGCUCCGGAGAGAAACCAGCUGUCAGUCCCGCUGCGCCCUGCACGGUCCCACCGCAAGGAUCCUCCGGGUCCAGGACUCCAAGAAACCGCAUUUAAAACCAGACGACAGGGGAACAAUGGAGAUGCUGCUGCCUGUGGUAAUCCUUCAGCUGCUCGUGGCUCCAGCCCUCACGGUGCCUGGUGUGGACCACUGGGACUCGUGGGGUCCUUAUGGAGAAUGCAGCCGCAGCUGUGGCAGCGGUGUGACCAUGAGAGCCAGGCGCUGCAUCACCCACAGGACCGAUGGAGGACACAACUGUGUGGGACCAGACAAGUCUUACCGCUCCUGCAACAUCCAGGACUGUCCAGAGGGAUCCAAGGAUUUCCGUGAGGAGCAGUGCUCCCAGUUUGAUGGGACUGACUUCCGGGGCAAACGCUACAAGUGGCUCCCAUAUUACGGAGCUGAGAACCCCUGUGAGCUGAACUGCAUGCCGAGAGGCGAAAACUUCUUCUACCGUCACAGCAGGGCUGUGGUUGACGGUACGCCCUGCCACCCUGGGCGCAGGGAUGUUUGUGUGGAUGGAGUCUGCAAGCGUCUGGGCUGUGACAACAUGUUGGAGUCUCCUCAGCAGGAGGACCCCUGCCUGCAGUGUGGGGGUAAUGGACAGUCCUGCUACAGCGUCAAGAACAGCUUCUCGGUGCGCAACCUGCCAACUGGCUACAACCAGAUGUUCAUCAUCCCUGUUGGAGCCACCACCAUCAGCAUCAGAGAAACAGUGGCCACACGCAACUACCUUGCCAUCAAGAACCUGCGUGGUGAGUAUUACCUCAAUGGCCACUGGGUAAUCGAGUUUUCCAGGGCGACACCCAUCGCUGGAACCAUGCUGUACUACCAGAGAGGGGCUGAGGGCGACAACGUCCCUGAAACCAUCAUCGGCCGCGGCCCCACCACCGAACCCCUUGUUGUUGAGCUGAUCAGCCAGGAGCCAAACCAAGGGGUGGACUAUGAAUAUUACCUCCCUAAUAGUCGCGCCAGGGAUGGCUACUACUGGAGUUCUGGAUCCUGGUCUGCCUGCAGCAGGGAGUGUGGAUCAGGCUACCAGUCUCGUUUGGUCUUCUGCACCAUUGAUAAUGAGGCCUACUCUGACUAUCUCUGUGCAUCUCUGCCGAGGCCACAGACCAACCGCACAUGCAACCCCCAUCCGUGCCCACAGACCCGCAGCUGGAGAACCGGUGAGUGGAACGCCUGCUCGGUUACCUGCGGUGGAGGCUCUCAGAUCCGCAGCGUGGAGUGCAUCUCCCAUGAUGCCGGUGGCCCCCGCGUGGUGGAGGAUGCUGUUUGUGCUGCCUAUGCCGAGGCACCACCCACUCUGCAGACCUGCAACAUGCAGACAUGUGCAGAGUAUCGUGCAACUAGAUGGAGCGCGUGCUCAGUGACCUGUGGUUCAGGUGAGCAGACCCGGGACGUCACCUGCGUUGGUUCAGGAGGCAUGAGGCUGGAGGAAACAUCCUGCAGCACUUUGCUCCGCCCGGCUGCCGUCCGACCCUGUGAGAUGGCGGCCUGCCCGAGACAGAUCAGCUGGCACGUUGGAGAAUGGGGACUGUGCUCUAGGAGCUGUGGCUCCGGCUCACGGGAUCGGCAGGUGAUCUGCUCGGACCAACACAGGAAUCUGUAUCCCGUGAACCAGUGUAGCGCCUACCACAAACCCCCCACAGUGGAGCGCUGCAACAACCAGCCCUGCUACAGCCCACAGGUGGUUCCCAGCAUUCAGGACUCAAGAGGACACGACAACACACAGACUGUUUUCCAGCCCUACGUGCCAGACCAUGCAACAGCCCACAGGCCUGAGACUGAUCUGACCCAGACCAACACAGUCCACGACCCUCACAGCUCCGCCCCGGUCCUCCACUGCAGCCAGUCUUAUUAUGGCUGCUGCCCAGAUGGACGCACUUCAGCCGGGGGCCCUGAGGGUCUGGGCUGCCCACAGGUCUCUACUCCCAUUGCUGUCCAGCCAUCCUGCGUUCAGGCCAGUUAUGGCUGCUGCCAAGAUGGAGUGACGGAUGCUCAGGGCCCCAACAAGGAGGGCUGCGUGGAGUAUGUGGCCCCUGCAACCACUGGUGCUUCUUCUCUUCCCACUGAGAAUGCAGCACAGUGCCGUACCACCACCUACGGGUGCUGUUAUGACCGCACCACACCUGCAGGAGGACCCAACGGGGAGAGCUGCCCCAACCCACCUAACCGCAUUGAGCGCUCUAUCUGCUCCCUGCCUCGUGCUGCCGGCUCCUGCAGCAACUGGAUAUCACGCUACCACUACGAUGUCAUCACCUCCAAGUGUGAGCAUUUCUGGUAUGGAAGUUGCCACGGCAACAGCAACAACUUCAUGACCAGGGCUGAGUGCCAGAGGGCGUGCCAGGUUCCUACACCGAGCCAGCGGGGCCCCGAGCCGGUCGCUCCCACUUCCAGAAGAGAAUCUACCCAUGGAACGGCAUCAGGAGCAGGCACCGCAUCUGGAGGAGGAUCUAGAGCAGGUGGAUCCACCUCUGGAGGUUCAACAGGUGGAAGGUCUCGCAACAUGGGGAGGAUUUUCAUAGUCCACGGAGGCUCGACCAGCAGCACCGGCAGACAGGCCACAAGUGCCGCCACACAUGCCCACAGAGCCAGAAUCCAUCUGCGCAACCGCCGGCCUUCCCAUGGUACUGCUGCACAGCACACCGGUCCAGCAGCGAGUUUGACCCUGGGGGAAGUGACCAUCGAUAAGACCGACCCCUCUACAGUGGAAGCUUUAGUCGGCCAGACGGUGGUGCUGCCCUGCAGAGUCAGCCCGCCGCCGUCCUCCACCAUCAUCGUGGAGUGGAGAAGAGACGGCAUCCCUCUGUCCACUCACAGGCAUCAUCAGCAGCCCAAUGGUUCCCUGUUAGUCGGCCCACUCACCAAGUUAGACUCUGGCUGGUUUUUAUGUGUGGCGACUCGUGAACAGGAGAGAGACCACCGCUAUAUCUACCUGUCCGUCACAGAGGGAUCGUCUCAGCUGACUCCCACCUCGUUGCCCAGAGAUGGUCCCAUCCCUCGGUUCAGCAUCGAGCGGUCCAGCUCAUCUUUACUGGAAAUGCGAUCAGGACAAACUGCCAGACUUUCCUGCAAGAUUGUCCCUCCGUCAGCACUUCAGUCCGUCAACAUUCAGUGGACUAAAGAUGGACAGAUCCUCAGUGACUCCAGACACACACAACAUUCAGACGGCACUCUGAUCAUCGGCUCUCUGAAGUCUGCAGACUCUGGUGUCUACACAUGUACAGCGUCCACUCAGCAGCAGCUGGAGCAGAAACAGCUGCAACUCAGAGUCCAAACGGACCUGAGGAUCACCACAGCUCCUAAUAACAUCCAGGUGUCUGAAGGCAGCACAGCUGUGCUCCCCUGUGUGGUGUCAGGAGACAACGUCAAUAUUGGCUGGUCCAGAAAUGGUGUACCUGUGCGUCCCGACGGUCGGAACAUCCUGACGUCUUCUGACGGCAGCCUGAUCCUGAACAACGUGAAGCCCUCAGAUGAGGGCACUUACACCUGCAACGCUUACACUGGCAUCUACUCUGUGAGCGCCACGGCUGAAGUUAGAGUCACGAAAGACACACAACAAGGCGUUGAUGUGCCGCCAGAAUGCGUGGACCAGCCCGAGCUUGCCAACUGCGAGCUGAUCGUUUACGCCCGACUUUGCUCCAACUCGUACUACUCCAGUUUCUGCUGUGCCAGCUGUACCAGGCACUCGCAGAAGAACGACAGGUUUGGUCGGCUAGGCUGAAGACGGCGAGGUUUUAAAAACUCUGGGCUGGGUGGGAGAGGGGAUGGGGGAGGGCAGUGUUUCAAACAUUGAGGACUGCAUUUUGAACACUGAACUUCUGCAAUUGCCAAAAUGACUCAAAACACUCAUGUCCGACCAGGCUGUGCAGAAUCACAGUUCAAGAAUGCAUUGAAAAAAAGGGACUGAUUACUGUAGCUGUAGAUGCUGUGAACCAGGAGUUUGCAGAUUGUGAACACUUUGUUCAGGGAGUCUGUUUGGACACUGCUGCAUUAAACACUGAAUAUGGAAACAUGACAUAGGGGCCUUAAAAUGAAAUGUACCAUGUAAAAGUCUGUUGAAUGUGAUGAAGCAAAAGUCAAACUUUCUUUGUCGUUCUUACUCUUCCGCGCCUUUAAAAUAAGUUAUUUACUCUCUGGAUCUUCUGUACAAGUUCUCUGUUAUCUAGAGAAUUGUGAUGAUUUUACUUUCAGGUCAUUAUUGAAUUAGUGAAUUAUUUCACCUCUGCUGGACUGUUUUGACCACUGCUCUUUUUUUAAUCCGCAUUUUGGCAUUUCACUGAUAAAGGGUUUUAUUUUCUAUUGGCAUUGUUUAUUUUUAUGUAAUUAUUUGAUAAUAAAAAUAAUAUUUUG
This is a messenger RNA of Chelmon rostratus (copperband butterflyfish), 4550 nucleotides long. RefSeq names its product papilin a, proteoglycan-like sulfated glycoprotein (gene paplna). Gene Ontology annotation, biological process: extracellular matrix organization. The record is from RefSeq and is a predicted model, not a curated record. Bases 268 to 3921 code for a protein of 1217 amino acids. Lineage: Eukaryota; Metazoa; Chordata; Actinopteri; Chaetodontiformes; Chaetodontidae. The transcript has 27 exons. Gene Ontology annotation, molecular function: serine-type endopeptidase inhibitor activity; metalloendopeptidase activity. Gene Ontology annotation, cellular component: extracellular matrix.